AUGUACAUUCUCGAAUAUUCCGAAGAUUUUGGAGGUCCGGAAGAUGACUUCGCAUUUCAAAAGACCAUCAUAGUCUACGAAAUGGCCGGCUCAAUCUACAGAGCAUACUCCCGAAAGCGAUAUGCAUCAAAAGAAGACAUUCAGUUUGGCGACAUGUACAGUACAAACAAAAUUCAAGGCGCCCUCAUUUUCCCAGAGUUUUCGGACAAAUUCACAAAGGCUGAAAAGUCCCCGGACUGUUCGACCUGGUAUCUGAAAAAGCCAAGCCUUUCCCCCUACAGUCCCCAAUACCCGGCCUUGAUCAGAGAAACCUGGAUCGAAGAGGUGAAGAUUUGCGAACUCCUGAAGAAAAAUCCGCACCCGAAUAUCGCCGAAUACCACGGUUGCGCCGUCGUUGAUGGCGGCUCCAUCAGAGGCAUCUAUUUCACAAAGUACGAUGAAACGCUUAUGGCCAGAGUGAACUCUGCCAGACGCAAUAAGAUAGACUUUGCAUAUGAGAGGCAAGAGGCUGACCGAGAGGAGGUCGACCGUUGGGUGGAGGGAAUCGCACAGGGCCUGAAACAUCUCCAUGGGUUGGGGAUCGUUCACAAUGAUAUCAACCCGUGCAACAUCAUGUUCCAAGGUGACACACCUGUUAUUAUUGAUUUUGACUCCGCUCGACCUCGUGGCCAUGAUUUGAGCCUGGUUAAACGCACGCAUGGGUGGCACGAUGGGAAGACCAAAGUAGCUUUGCCGAUGAAUGACAUCGCUGCGCUGCUGGAAAUUCAGUUAUGGCUUUUGGGGGAAGGUGACCAGUUUCAAUUUUGA
Penicillium mononematosum is the source of this 807-nucleotide messenger RNA. RefSeq lists its product as uncharacterized. Gene Ontology annotation, biological process: mitotic DNA damage checkpoint signaling; protein phosphorylation. Gene Ontology annotation, molecular function: ATP binding; protein serine/threonine kinase activity. The coding region runs from base 1 to 807 and encodes 268 amino acids. The transcript has a single exon. NCBI's taxonomy places the organism in Eukaryota, Fungi, Ascomycota, Eurotiomycetes, Eurotiales, Aspergillaceae. The record is from RefSeq and is a predicted model, not a curated record. Gene Ontology annotation, cellular component: nucleus; cytoplasm.